Molecule: messenger RNA, 783 nt
Organism: Trichomonas vaginalis G3
Lineage: Eukaryota; Parabasalia; Trichomonadida; Trichomonadidae
Product: RNA polymerase II transcription regulator recruiting protein
Exons: 1
Coding region: 1-783 (260 amino acids)
Biological process (GO): regulation of DNA-templated transcription
Cellular component (GO): nucleus
Molecular function (GO): RNA polymerase II cis-regulatory region sequence-specific DNA binding; DNA-binding transcription factor activity, RNA polymerase II-specific
Source: RefSeq, a predicted model, not a curated record
AUGACAAUAUCAGGAAAAGCGCCGCCAAAGUUCAAGAAAAAGAUGUGGACUGAAGAGGAAGAUGCUACAUUGGUAUCUUUAGUAGAGAAAUAUGGAGCAUUGAAUUGGGUUGUUAUUGCUCAAAAUAUGCCGAACCGUACGGGAAAACAAUGCAGAGAACGUUACCUGAAUAAAUUUAAGCAAGGUAUCAAGAAUUCCCAAUGGACAGCUGAAGAAGACCAGCUAAUCCUUGAGAAACAAGCUGAAAUGGGAAAUUCUUGGGUUAAAAUUGCAGAGUUCAUUCCAGGUCGUUCUCCUGAUGCAAUUAAAACACGCCACUCCUGGCUGAAAACAAAGAUGGAAAAUAAAAAUAAGCAAACCCAAUUCCCAAAGCAAGUUCCAGUUCAAAAUACAUAUACUGUUACUCCUUUACCACCUGUACCACAACCCCAAAUAAUCACAAUGAUUCCAGAACAACAAUAUACUCCAAUUCACAUCGAAGAACCGCCACCACAAGUCUAUGUUCCAGAACCCAUCAAAGAGCCGCCUAAAGUAGAAGAAAAGGUACUUUUCGUUGAUAGCGUUCCAGUUAAAUCCAAAGAAAAUUGCUUUUUGCCAACAAUUUUUGAAGCGUUUCAAACACCAAAGUUCCCAUGCAGUCCUGGAUCAACAAUUCUCAAUUUCUCGUUUUUGGAUCCAGAACCUGUAAACAAGAAACUUGAAUCAACUGACGAUUACUUAUUUAGCAAUACAGACUCGGUUUUCUCAAAGAGAGACCCGAACUGCUUUUGGAAUAAGCAUUAA